CUGCACUCUCUGGCACUCUUGUGCACUCUCUUGCACUCUUUUACACUCUCGUGCACUCUCUUGCACUCACUUGCCACAAAGAAAAGGGGAAAACUACAAGCAGAUCUCAUCUCAUCCUCUCAAGAUGCAAAAGUGCAACUGUCUGUUAUUGGUAUCUCUAGUCCUGUGCGCUACAAUCUCCCAGACAUUUGGACUUGUUUUAACAGGAAAAGAAAAACGUGGCUGGACGCUGAACAGUGCAGGAUACCUUCUAGGGCCACAUGCAGUCGAUAAUCACAGAUCUUUCAGUGAUAAACAUGGAGCUGGAAAACGGGAGGUCCUUGCAGAAGAGAACACAGAGUCAGGCAGUUUUAUAAGAACCCUGACCGACGAAAAUGUUAUCCGCACAUUGAUUGAGUUUCUGACUUACCUACAUCUAAAAGAUUCCGGAGUCUUGGACAAUUUAAUUGCCCCCGUGUCAUCGAAAGGAACGAAUCAGUAACAAAGACAUUGGCCAAUUUGUAAUUGAUUCUAUAGAAAUGACAUUUUCAGUAUCAUUAUCCAAAAUCUUUAUUUUGUGUAAUGUUCAUCAUGUUGCACUUCUAUAAAUAAAUAAAUCCCUAUGAUAAAACGCUGUAUUUUUGCUUCAGAUAAACUAUACAAUAAAUUCAUUAGUUAUUAGUAUUAGCAGGUUCAGAUUACUGGGUUUA
This is a messenger RNA of Xenopus laevis (African clawed frog), 689 nucleotides long. It is a transcript of the gene gal.S, whose product is annotated as galanin/GMAP prepropeptide S homeolog. Bases 125 to 481 code for a protein of 118 amino acids. The record is from RefSeq and is a predicted model, not a curated record. Lineage: Eukaryota; Metazoa; Chordata; Amphibia; Anura; Pipidae. The transcript is spliced from 6 exons.